This is a messenger RNA of Merops nubicus (carmine bee-eater), 2315 nucleotides long. RefSeq names its product pecanex-like protein 1. The transcript has 7 exons. The record is from RefSeq and is a predicted model, not a curated record. The annotation marks the transcript as partial. Lineage: Eukaryota; Metazoa; Chordata; Aves; Coraciiformes; Meropidae.
AUGAUGAUCGUGGCUGUCUACUGCCCGGUGAUAGCAGCUCUCUUCAUCGUUCUGAAGAUGGUGAAUUACCGCCUGCACAGGGCGCUGGACGAGGGAGAGAUUGUGGAGAGGAAUGCCAGUGAGCAUAUGGACAGAGGUGCAAAAACAGAACAAAGCAGUGUUUUGGCCAAGAGGAAAGACAGCAAUGGGCCCAGUGACCCUGGUGGAGGGAUUGAGAUGUCAGAGUUCAUACGAGAGGCAACUCCCCCUGUUGGCUGUAGCUCACGAAAUUCUUAUGCUGGGAUAGAUCCUAACCAGGUUGGAUCUGGGUUAUCUCGUCUGGGAACAGCAGCAACCAUCAAAGGAGAUACUGACACUGCCAAGACCUCUGAUGAUAUCAGUUUAAGUCUUGGCCAGAGCUCUAGCCUAUGUAAAGAAGGGAGUGAAGAACAAGAUUUGGCAACUGAUCGGAAGCUUUUUCGUCUGGUGUCGAAUGACUCGUUUGUCUCCAUCCAACCUUCAUUAUCCUCUGGACAGGAUUUGCCAAGAGACAGCAGUGACAAAGUGUGCCUCUCGAACAACCAGCUUGUGGACCAGUCUAAAAUCGGCGCAUGUGACACAGAAGUAGCUUCCCUUGUAACUCUGCAUUCUCACUCCUAUAGGAAGGAUCAUAGACCACGAGGUGUACCAAGGACUUCUAGCUCUGCUGUCGCUUUUCCAGAUGCUUCACUAAAUGACUUCCCUCUCUAUCAGCAAAAACGAGGACUAGAUCCUGUCAGCGAGUUAGAAGCUUCCAAGCCUCCUUCUGGAUCCAGAGAGUCCUUGGCCGAGAACUCUUGCAUUUCAGGAGUUUUUCAAUUAGAUGACAUUCUGAAAAGUAGCAGCCCUCAACCAUUGGCUAAGAGUGGGAAGGGCAAAUCCUUGAAAGCAGACAAAAGUGUGGACAGCCUGAGAAGCCUGAGUACUAGAAGCAGUGGUUCAACAGAAAGCUACUGCAGUGGGACUGAUCGUGACACUAACAGCACCAUCAGUAGCUAUAAAAGUGAACACACGAGCUCAACGCACAUAGAAAGUGUGUUGUCGGAGCACGAGGAGGAGUCUCCUAGAGAAGAGAAAAAGGAUGGUAAGAGAAAGGACCGUGGUGUUGACUCAGAGGAUGACAGUAGUUCUACUGACAAAAGGACUAGUAGCGAAAGGACUGCUGUGGAAGUGAGCACUAACAGUGGCGUUCAGGAGGCAAAGGGUUCGAACGCAUCUGACGAGAUGCACGGUCAGAAGGGUCUUGGUGCCUCUGCUUCGGAAGAGGCCAAUAAGAACCCGCAUGCCAAUGAAUUGACUACGCAACCUGACAGGCCGCCUGGGAAGGCUGCUGAACAAAGAGAUGAGCAGAGUGAGAAACUAGCUAUGUUAGUAGAUUCAAGAGCUUCUAAAGAAACGAGUGGGAAACAAAAAGAAGGAGAUGUUCGACCAAAAUCUUCUAGUUUAAUCCAUCGAACAGCCUCUACCCACAAGCCCAGCCGGAGGAGGACAGGAAAAAAGCGGGCUAGUAGUUUUGAUUCCAGUCGGCACAGGGAAUAUGUUUCCUUCCGAGGUGUAUCUGGUACUAAACCUCACAGUGCUGUGUUUUGUCACGAUGAGGACUCCAGUGAUCAAAGUGACUUGAGCAGGACAUCGAGUAUGCAGUCAGCUCACCAAUUCAGCAGUGAUAGCUCUUCCAGCACCACCUCCCAUUCAUGCCAGUCUCCCGAGGGGAAGUACAGUGCUUUAAAGACCAAGUACGUUUCUAAAGAACGUGGGGGCACAGACCCUGAAAAUGCUCACAAAACCCACGUCAGCUCUGAAGGCAUUAGCAAAAAACGAUCUACACGUCGGACUUCUAGCACAAACAGUGCCAAGAAUCGUGCCAGAGUGUUAAGCCUGGACAGUGGUACUGUAGCUUGUUUAAAUGACCCAAAUAGUUUAAUGGCACCGGGUAACAUAAAACAGUUAACCACUUCAAAAUCUGAUUUGGAAGCCAAAGAAGGAGAGGUGCUAGAUGAGCUAUCUCUGUUGGGAAGGGCUUCACACUUAGAGUCAGUCACUCGAUCUAGGAAUAGUUUACCAAGCCAGGCUACGUUUCCUGAAGGGGAAGAGCAAGAAUCAGCAAGUGGAGCAGCACAAGCCAGCGAGGAGACUGUCACAUUUCGCCGUGAACGCAGCACAUUUAGGCGUCAGGCAGUACGGCGCCGGCACAAUGCAGGGAGUAACCCCACCCCUCCUACAUUGCUCAUCGGAUCACCCCUCAGCCCUCAAGGUGGUCAGCAGGGCCAGCGGCCCUCCUCCCAGCUCAGAGCGCA